AAAUGCCACAUGAUGCACUCAACAAUUAAUAAUGUCCACUCAGCACCCUUGUACAACAAAUAAUAUACUUUGUCAAUAUAGUCAACAAUCAAUACACAAUCUCAACCUCUCCACUUUCACUUGUUUGAUUUCAAGUACCACAGACACACAACGAAUUUUGUUCUUCUGAGAAAUACAUCAGAUAAAUCUGGUCUCAACUAGUUUGACAAUCUGGCCAAACUCCAUUUCAAAAGGUCUAUUUCAAGAAACAAAUAUUUAUCAUGAAACUUUGAAGAGUUGAGGCAUCAGUAUAUAUUACUCUGGCCAACUCUCUAGCUAUAUCUCCACCACCAACUUCAGCAGGUGUUGGUGCUUGUCAUUCUGGUCCAAAAUUUUGUUUGGACAGACUCCUAUUUCUUGUCCGGCUCCUUCUCACUGAUUAUGGCUAACUUCUUUUGAUUCACUCUUUUGCAAUGUAAUAAUAUAUACUCUCAGACAAUCUCUGUUAUUGUUAAAUCAUCAUGGAGUAGUGAUGUAAGGCAAUAAUAUUGUGUAUAUAAACGAUCACAAGGUUUGAAAGAUUGAAUAUAAAAGGAUUGAUAACAAGCUUAUUCAUCUUCUGCCAUGGCUAUGUGUAGAUGUGUCUCUGUUUUGAUUGGAAGGAAGGAUAAAAUCAAGGGCAUUGAAGGAUCUUCAAAAGGGGACCUCAAAAAGUUACAUGCCAAAGUACAACACCCAACAAUAUCUUCGAAGAGUCGUGAUAUAAAGCCAGAUGACACCCAUGAUGUUACAACCGGUGGUACCCAGAUGAAUUCAAGGUCCAAUGUGAAAGUUCUGAGUCCCGAGAUCCCUAUGAAGACUGAAGUAGAGGAAGCUUAUGAAGGGGAAGAUGAACAUGAAGAUUCACCAUCCAUCAAGAGAGAGUUCUCUGAUUUUGAUCUCCAAGUUCAUGAAGCUGUUGCAUGCAAAGUAGGAUAUGACCCAGCAGGUAAAGAGAUCAACUCCCCCAGUUUAUAUAAAAAACAAACCAACAUUCAAUUGGAAGACGAAGAUGAUAAAUACGACAAAAACAGUGUUGAUUUGAUCCAAAGUGGGCAUGUCAGUGAUCCUGGGAUGGGCAAGCCUGACUUCUGGGCUUCUCCAGAGCUCAAGCGAUCUUGCUCUAACCUGGAAAGAAGGGAUAUAUCUAGGAAGACUGUUCAUCACUUUCCAUCUUCAAAGUCACAUUCUUUUGAGGAUUUGCAGGAAUUAUCAGCAAAUCAGAUGGUUAAUCUAGAGAGCCCCAGGUCUGUGAUGACUCAGCGCAGUGCUGAUAGAGUGAUGUUGAAAAGGCGUUCGUCUAGUCAAGUUCUCCCUUCUGGAAGUAAAAAAUUGUGGUGGAAGUUGUUCCUCUGGAGCCACAGGAAUAUUCAUCAACCUUGGGUCAGCAAAUCAACACAAUUACAUCCUGCAAGUGCUGUUUUUAAUAGUCAAUGCGGGUACUCUUCAGAUAUCCUGGAACCAAAACAAGGUAAGACAUUGAGACAUAUGGGAUCACCCUCUCAUGCAUCAUCUUCAGGGGAGUACUUCAGCAAAAGCGGCAAGGAUAAAAAUAUGGAUAAUCAAAGGUGGAGCAGAUUUCACAAAGAAAAUAACUUUGAUUUUCGGACACAAAAUCAAUGGGUAGCUUUCUCAACAGAAUCAUCCUCCUUUAACAGAGUAGAUGAGUGGGUGAAAGAUCUUGAAAAUCAGCAGCCACCUUCAGAGGAUGAUUUUGCUGAUGACAAUAUUGGAACCACUGUCUUGCCACCUUCUCCGGAUGCUGAUAGAUCAAUGGCAAGAACCACAACUCGGUUACCUCAAAAUCAAGAUGCCAAUCUUUCAAAGGAUCUUUUGUAUGCCAAUAGCGUGGUGCAAUCUCUGAAUCCAGCCUCAACUGCAGCUCAUAUAUCUGGUAUUGGUAUGAAAGUCAUCCCCGCAAUUACACACUUCUGCAGUCUUCGCUCAGUGAAUCUGUCAAACAAUUUCAUAGUUCAUAUCACACCUGGAUUUCUCCCAAAGGGUCUUCAUACACUUAAUUUGUCAAGAAACAAGAUCAGCACUAUUGAGGGCCUCCGAGAAUUAACCCGAUUGCGGGUACUUGACCUAAGUUAUAACCGCAUUUCAAGAAUUGGACAAGGGCUAUCAAGUUGUACACUGGUCAAAGAGCUAUAUCUUGCGGGAAACAAGAUAAGUGAUGUUGAGGGCCUACACAGGUUAUUCAAGCUAACAGUUCUGGACUUGAGCUUUAACAAGAUCACGACAACAAAAGCACUGCGCCAGCUUGUAGCUAACUACAACUCAGUUCUGGCCUUGAAUCUGCUCGGAAAUCCAAUUCAAAGCAACAUCAGUGAUGAGCAGUUGCGCAAAGCAGUUUGUGAUCUUCUGCCAAAGCUAGUGUACCUGAACAAGCAAUCCAUCAAGCCUCAAAGGGCACGAGAGAUGCUCACUGAUAGUGUUGCCAAAGCUGCACUUGGAAACAGCAGCCGGACCCCCAAAAGAAGAACACUGAAGAAAGGUGGCCAAGGAGGAUCAAGUUCCUCCAGUGUGCAUAGAAGCAGAAGCAGUGCUAGUUUAGCCCAGAAUAGCAGGCAAAGGUCAAAGAGUCAAACUAAGCAUCAUUAGUUGUCUGAAAAAGGAACAGUUCAUCAGUCCUUUAUGUUUCCAAGACUAUAUAAAGUGGAGCAGUUAAUGCUUCAACUUGUAACCAAACUAGUAGGGUAAUGUUUGGUUAUGGGCUGUGUUGUGUUUGCUUCAACCAGUAAUUAUUAGUAUAUUGCCAUAAAGGAGACUACACAAGGUUGCUAGACAUUGACAGUCUCUUUGUCAAAGAUUUGAUGUAAUAAAGUCACCAUUAUCUACAUUCUGCAAAUGUAAUGUAUGGAACUCAAUUCAUCAUCUGGAAAUUCUGUGAACUUCAUGUAGACAAUUUUGACUGUACGAAACAUAUUGGCCAGCCUAA
Molecule: messenger RNA, 2959 nt
Organism: Medicago truncatula (barrel medic)
Lineage: Eukaryota; Viridiplantae; Streptophyta; Magnoliopsida; Fabales; Fabaceae
Exons: 5
Coding region: 604-2622 (672 amino acids)
Cellular component (GO): cytoplasm
Molecular function (GO): protein binding
Source: RefSeq, a predicted model, not a curated record